Tachyglossus aculeatus (Australian echidna) is the source of this 2343-nucleotide messenger RNA. RefSeq names its product protein phosphatase 1 regulatory subunit 18 (gene PPP1R18). Bases 25 to 1533 code for a protein of 502 amino acids. NCBI's taxonomy places the organism in Eukaryota, Metazoa, Chordata, Mammalia, Monotremata, Tachyglossidae. The record is from RefSeq and is a predicted model, not a curated record. Gene Ontology annotation, molecular function: phosphatase binding. The transcript has 5 exons.
CCCGGCCCCCCGGGCCCCCGGGCCAUGGCCGCCCUGCCGGACUGGAAGGUGCAGCUGCUAGCCCGGCGGCGGCAGGAGGAGGCGGCGGUGCGAGGCCGGGAGCAGGUGGAGCGGGAGCGGCUGACCCAGAUGCCGGCCUGGAAGCGGGGGCUCCUGGAGCGACGCCGGGCCAAGCUGGGGGCCCCCAAGGCCCCGACGGGGCCCGGGCCCCAGGCCCCGGACCGGGAGGCCCCGGACGGGGAGGGCCCGGGGACCCCGGGAGGCGAGGCCUCCGUGCUGCUGGAGGCCAUCGGGCCGGUCCACCAGAACCGCUUCAUCCGCCAGGAGCGCCGGGAGCGCCAGGAACACCACCGGGAACACCACCGGGAACACCACCGGGAACACCAACCCCACCGCCAACAGCGGCACCGGCCAGGGCCCGGCGAUGAACGAAGCCUGGGCCCCGACGGGCCGGGGUCCCGGGAACGGAGGCCCGGCCCAGGGGAGCCCCGCGAUCGGAGGCUGAGCCCCGGAGGGGAGGCCCGGGCCCGAGGGCCCGGCCCAGAAGAAGAGGAGGACGACGACGACGACGAGGAGGAGGAGGAGGAGGAGGCCCGGGAACGGAGGCCGGGACCGGUAGAGGCGGCGGGUUGGCAGCCGGGCCAGCAAGAGGCCCGAGAGCCCAGCCCGGGCCCGGCCCAGCCUGGACGGGCGGAGCCCCGGGAACGGAGGCCAAGGCCAGCCGAGGCCCCGGAGCCGGCUUCGCCGUUUUCCGACGGGCGGGAAGGGCGUCCGGGCCGCGGGGAAGGCCGAGCCCCGAGCCCGAGCCCGAGCCCGAGCCCCGGCCCGACGGCGGGCCCAGCGGAGGCCCAGGCCCAGACCCAGACCCCUUUGGGGGCGGAGGCCCAGGCCCAGACCCCCUUAGGGGCGGAGGCCCAGGCCCAGACCCCCUUGGGGGCGGAGGCCCGGGGCCGGAGCCCGGCCCCGAGGGAGGCCGAGGAGGAGGAAGAGGAAGCCGGCGGGGCCCCGCCCCCGCCCCCUCCCCCGGCCCCUCCGCCGCCCAGGGACCCCCUGAUGAGCCGCCUGUUCUACGGGGUGAAGGCCGGGCCGGGGGCGGCCGGGCCGGGCCCCCCGCGCCGCAGCGGCCACACCUUCACCCCCGGGCCCCCCGCCGCCGCCUUCCCCCCCGCCGGCGCCCCGGCCCCCGGGCCCGGCCCGGGCAGGAAGCGCUACCCCACGGUGGACGAAAUCCUGGUCCUGGGGGGUUACCUCACCCUCAGCCGCAGCUGCCUCGCCAAGGGGACCCCGGAGACCAACCGCAAGCAGCUCAGCAUCUCCUUCAGCGAGACGGCCCUGGAGACCACCUACCAGUACCCCUCGGAGAGUGCCAUGCUGGAGGAGCUGGGGCCCGAGCCCCCGGCGGCCCCCGCCGUGGGGGAGGAGGAGGAGGAAGAGGAGGAGGAGGACGAGGAGGCGGCGGCGCUGCUGCAGCAGGAGCUGCAGGGGGGUCUCGGCACCAAGGCGCUGCUCGUCGACGAAUCCUGCCGCCGGUGACCCUCCCAGUUCUGCAGGCCGGAGGGAGGGGGAAGGGCCAGUACUCAGGGGGUUUCCAGUCUUCGCAGCGGCCUCUGGGUCCACAGCCCCCACGACGAGGAACCGGUAACUGAGGACACGGUCCCAGCCCAGGCUGGAUUGGGGCGGUUGGCCCCGGAACUGGAGGUCCAAGCUCAAAGCGUUCUGAACUUUCUGCAGGGCGCUGCCGAUGGGUAGGCAGGGCCUGAAGACACCCCUGCGGGCCAGGGUCCCCCCCGGGGCGGGGAGGGGAGAGGGGGCCUACUGGAUCCAGAAAGGGAAGUUUUCCCGCCUUGGUCAGUGGGGACCCCCCUUCCCCAGGAUUUCUCUGGGCCGAAGCCUCUCCCCCCGCCUGCCCCUCCUGCUGCGGUUUACAGGCUCUUCCCCGGGGGGGGCCGGGCACCCCCUCCCUCCGAGUCUCCACCCACUCGUGUUUACAAGCCCCGCUCCCCCUUUGGCUUGCCAAAAAUCCCUCCCCUGGUUUACACAGACCGGGUGGUCGCUCCUGCUGUGACCCAAGUCCCCGUGGCCUCCUGGGGUGGGGGCAGAGCCCCCCCCCCCUCCAUCCCCUUACCCCUCCCGGGCCGGGCGCGGGCGGCCCCCAGAUGGUUCCCCGUGCCAGCCCUCCGCUUAUUUAAGGCUCCGCUCUGGCCCCGGCCCCCUGGCUCUGAGCACGGCCGCGCGGGACGGCCCGGUCAGGGGCCCCGCACCCCGACCCCGUCACUACGUCCAUACUGGAUCUGUGCGGUUUUUUUUUUAAUUUUCCAUAAUAAAACGGGAGUUGAUUCUGCA